AUGCAGAUCCUAUUUUGUUCCCAGUUGUUUUCUGAUGAGGCCAAGGGAGACUGGGCCUCGAAGCUCCGCGCGGCCAGAGAGGCCGAGAGGAGAUACAGAGAGGGGUUGGAUUCGAGCAUCGCCCGUGGCGGGCAACCAGCUCAGCUUCUCAAGCAGGUCAUUGCCGUGAACAAGCUCGGUGAUGCACGCAAGGCGGCUGCAGACGUCGUCGUUGGAGGCGUAACGGUUGGUUUCCCUUCGGACAGCCUUCGCUUCGUCCCUGUCUGCGCUCUCCAUGGCACGAACGUCCUGGAGGAGAGGCACUAUGGCGAGCCAACCAUAAGAGCCGUAGAUGCUCUCAUGUCCGGCUUUCUUCUCGUGGCAGGCAACAGCUCCUUCGUUCUCUGCCGGGUGGAGGCAGGGGAUGUGGAGGCUGGCUCCCUGCUUCAGCACGCGCCGUCCGGUCAGGAGUGCGGAGUCCUUGCCAUCCAAGCCUGGGGACAAGAAGUCCGACGCGCCGAGCCAGGGGAUUUGGCCCGACUCAAAGUGUUGGGUGCUUUGCCCACGUCGGGACACGUGCUCAGCGAGGAUCCACUCCGAUGUGCGGCCAAAUUCAAAGCGCAGAUUCGCCUGGUCGAGACUUGCCGCGAGACGCCGGUGAUGAGUCAGGGCUUCAAGUGCAUCUUGCAUCUCCACCAUUCCAUGGAGGAGCUGUGCGAGGUGUCGAAGGUCAUUGAGGCACUUCGCAACCGUGUUCAGCUCAGUCCCAACGCAAAAGAUGCGAAGCAUCGGCAGCAUCAGCAGGCAGAGGACCUUCGGACGAACAAGAAGGAGGCCGGCCCGAAAGUGAUUCGGGCGCCUGCGCUGGCCCUCUGCGUGCUGCAGAUCUGCUCCGGCAGGGAAGUGCCGCUCGAAGCCGGCGAUGGCCUACUCGGACAGCUCUCCCUGCGCACAGAUGGAGGCACCAUUGCCGUGGGCAGCGUGGCCGAGUUGCCAAAGGUGAGAUGA
Messenger RNA from Symbiodinium sp. CCMP2592, 987 nucleotides. Lineage: Eukaryota; Dinophyceae; Suessiales; Symbiodiniaceae. The record is from the annotation of a GenBank genome assembly.